UGACGCGAUGCGAUGCAUCGGUGCGAUGCAUCGGUGCGAACCAUUGGUGCAGUCUUUUUUUUUUUCACGCGGAAACGCGAGUGCGUUCGCCAGACGUUCGCCAAACGUACUUCAAGAAUGUGGCUAACUGUGAAUAAUCACGCGUUUUGAUAAGCCGACCGUUAUUUACGGAAAUCAUUCCUCGAGCACGUCAGCUUCGGCAUAACCUCAAAAAGUCACCGCGGACCAGUGGAGGCGCGUCGGCGUCGGCGUCGGCGUCGGCAGUCCGUUUCCUCCUCCCCGAAUCUCCGAAUGGAAGCGAACGUAACGCGCACCGACAUCGUUGCGCGGCACAUCGCGCGCGACGAUCGAUGCAAUUAAAGGGGGAGGAUUAUUCAUCGGGGUUUUUACAGGCGAUCCAAACCGCGUCGCGGAACUGACGUCGCUCCCGUCGUCUUCCCCGUUGCCGUUUCCCCGAUGCGGCGACCUUGCAGCUGCUGCUCCGGUCCGGCCGCGGCACGAGCUCCCAUCAAAGUGCCGCACGCGUGAAAGAGAGAAAGAGAGACUCGUUUAUCACUUCGUCCACGCAGAGCAACGCGGAGAACGGAACAUGAAUCGGCAAGGGCGUAGCGCGCGUGUAGACAUGUGAGAUACGUGCGUGCGAGGAAGUAAGAGAGUAGAGAGGUAGAAAGAUCCGGCGAAAGAAACGGUACGCGUGACGACGACGAGCGACGAUCAUGGAAGUCGCCGCCACGAAGCUGGUGCAGUGGUUCAACGAACUCCGAUCCCGGGUGCAUCUUUACCUGCACGCCCAAACCCUUGGUCCGAUAAGGGCGGAAAAUGGUUCACAGGGUGACGAUCAACCAACCACGCAACAGAAUGAUGGCGAAGAAAGGGUAAUUUUCGUCAAUGCCCCUCAUCAACCUGCGAAAUACAAAAACAAUCACAUUACUACCGCGAAGUACUCAUUUCUAUCGUUCGUACCCCUGUUCCUGUUCGAACAAUUCCGUCGCUACAGCAAUUGUUUCUUCCUGUUCAUCGCACUCAUGCAGCAAAUACCGGAUGUGUCUCCGACAGGACGUUGGACUACAUUGGUUCCACUGAUUUUCAUCCUCAGCGUAUCCGCUUUGAAAGAGAUAAUCGAGGAUGUUAAAAGGCAUAGAGCAGAUGAUGAAAUAAAUAUGAGGGAAGUAGAGGUGCUGAGGGAAGGGCGCUGGCAAUGGAUACAGUGGCGCGCCGUGGCCGUCGGCGAUGUGGUUAAGGUUCACAAUAACACUUUCUUCCCCGCUGACUUGAUUUUGUUGUCAUCGUCGGAGCCGCAGAGUAUGUCCUUCAUAGAGACCGCCAACCUGGACGGCGAGACGAAUCUGAAAAUCCGACAGGCCCAUCCCGACACUGCCAAUCUCUUGGAUACCGCGGAAUUAAUGAAUUUUCGCGCGAACAUCCAGUGUGAGCCGCCCAAUAGACAUUUGUAUGAGUUCCACGGAGUCUUACGGGAGACCAAUAAACAGAGCGUAGCUUUAGGACCCGAUCAAUUAUUACUCCGUGGCGCGGUGUUGCGGAACACGCGGUGGGUGUUCGGUGUAGUCAUAUACACGGGACACGAUACGAAACUCAUGCAGAAUAAUACCGCGACAGCGCCGUUAAAACGAUCCACUCUGGAUCGGUUGAUCAACACGCAGACACUGAUGCUAUUUUUCAUACUUCUUCUGUUGUGCAUUCUUUCCGCGAUUUUCAAUGUCGUGUGGACGAAUGCCAACAAAGAAGGUCUCUGGUAUCUAGGAUUACAAGAAGAAAUGACUAAGAACUUCGCUUUCAAUCUACUGACGUUUAUUAUUCUCUUCAAUAAUCUAAUACCGAUAUCGUUGCAAGUGACGCUCGAGGUAGUGAGAUUCGUUCAGGCCACGUUUAUUAAUAUGGACAUAGAAAUGUAUCACCCGGAGACGGAUACUCCAGCGAUGGCUCGUACGAGUAAUCUGAACGAAGAGCUCGGGAUAGUUAAAUACAUAUUUACGGAUAAAACCGGCACUCUUACGAAAAACGUUAUGGAAUUUAAGCGAUGUUCGGUCGGUGGAAGACUGUACGAUUUGCCAAAUCCUUCAAAUGGCCACGAGAGUACAAGUGAUAUCAGCUGCGAGUUAAUUAAGGAUAUUAUGGAAGGAAGGUCCGUGCGCGAUUUGUCGAAUCCUAUCGAUAAGAAGAAAGCGGAGCACGCGAUCAUACUUCACGAGUUUAUGGUCAUGCUGUCGGUUUGCCACACGGUUAUUCCUGAAAAAUUAGACGACUCUAUAAUCUAUCACGCAGCGUCUCCUGAUGAAAGAGCGCUAGUGGAUGGAGCACGUAAAUUUAACUACGUGUUCGAUACGCGGACGCCCAGUUAUGUGGAAAUUGUAGCUCUAGGCGAGACGUUGCGUUACGAAAUCCUGAACGUUAUAGAAUUCACUUCGGCUAGGAAGCGUAUGUCUGUGAUCGUGAAAACGCCUGAGGGAAAAAUUAAGAUUUUUUGCAAAGGCGCAGACUCAGUCAUCUAUGAAAGAUUGAUGUCGACUUCUUUAGAAGCUAGCGAUCUUGAUCUAGAGCACGCGGAUGAUUUUCGUGAGACGACCCUAGAGCAUUUGGAAGCCUUUGCCAGCGACGGAUUACGGACGCUUUGUUUCGCCUCCGCAGAAAUACCUGAUAAUGCUUACCAGUGGUGGAGCGAAUCAUACCACAAAGCGUCAAUUAGUCUUAGGAAUCGUGAAAGUAUGCUGGAGCAAGCUGCGAAUUUUAUUGAGACUAAACUUACAUUAUUAGGAGCAACUGCAAUUGAAGAUCAACUACAAGAUCAAGUCCCAGAAACGAUACAGGCUUUUAUACAAGCUGAUAUUCAUGUCUGGGUAUUGACGGGAGAUAAGCAGGAAACCGCCAUAAAUAUUGGGUACUCGUGUAAAUUGAUAACACAUGGAAUGCCACUUUACAUUAUUAAUGAAUCUUCUUUGGAUAAAACGAGGGAAGUCAUCAUUCAACGCUGUCUUGAUUUUGGGAUUGACUUGAAAUGCCAAAACGACGUAGCCCUGAUUAUAGACGGCAGUACGUUAGAUUACGCUUUGUCUUGCGACAUCAGGAUGGAGUUCUUGGAAUUGUGUUCAGCUUGCAAAGUUGUUAUCUGUUGCAGGGUGUCACCAAUUCAAAAAGCUGAGGUGGUUGAUUUAAUCACGAGUAACAAGAAAGCGGUGACUCUUGCGAUCGGGGAUGGCGCAAACGAUGUGGCUAUGAUACAGAAAGCUCACAUCGGCGUCGGUAUCUCAGGUGUGGAAGGUCUUCAAGCGGCUUGUGCCUCUGAUUAUUCCAUUGCACAAUUUCGUUUUCUGAAACGUUUGUUAUUUGUUCACGGCUCUUGGAAUUACAGCAGAAUGUGUAAAUUAAUCUUAUACUCGUUUUACAAGAAUAUCUGUUUGUAUGUUAUCGAAUUAUGGUUUGCCAUCUAUUCCGGUUGGUCCGGGCAGAUCCUUUUCGAAAGAUGGUCCAUUGGGCUUUACAACGUGGUCUUUACCGCUGCGCCUCCGUUAGCUAUGGGUCUCUUUGAUAAAGUGUGUUCUGCGGAAACUCAUUUAGCUCAUCCAGGACUGUAUGCAACAAAGAAUAACGGUGAAUCGUUCUUCAAUAUUAAAGUAUUUUGGGUAUGGAUUAUAAAUGCAUUAAUUCAUUCGUCGCUAUUGUACUGGCUGCCGCUAAUGGCUCUGAAACAAGACGUUGCUUGGGCAAAUGGUAGAGACGGCGGUUAUCUUUUACUAGGAAAUUUCGUCUAUACCUAUGUUGUAGUAACGGUAUGCGGGAAGGCGGGUCUAAUAAUAAAUUCAUGGACAUGGGUCACCCAUUUGGCGACGUGGGGGUCUAUAAUACUCUGGUUCUUAUUUAUUUUUAUAUAUAGUAAUUUUUGGCCCGUCUUAAACGUUGGUGCUGUGAUGCUGGGUAAUGAUAAAAUGUUAUUUUCAUCGCCUGUUUUUUGGCUAGGACUUAUAUUAAUACCUAUUGCGGUAUUGCUGUUGGAUAUCACAGUAAAAGCAGUGAAGAAUACAGUUUGGAAAUCUGUAACGGAAGCAGCUCGAGAGAAUGAAAUUAGAAAGUCCGAUCCUGGUGAUAUAUUCAACAAUCAAGAUUAUAGAAGUUCAUUGACCGAGACGGCGAGGUUGCUGAAAAAUGUUAAAAGCGUUUUCACCAGGCGCUCGAACGCCGCCUCCAGAGUCAAUGUCGAGGUGGAGCUAUCACCAGAGAUUAAUGAAUUGCGACCUUUGUUAUUGCGCAUGCUGCGCGAUGCAGAUGGUUUUGCGUUCUCGCAAGAGGAAGGUGGCUCGGUGACCCAGACGGACGUGAUCAGAGCCUACGACACGAAUCUUCCGAAACCCGGCGGCAUGUGAUUUAAGCGGGGUGGCCGCCGUGCGGCAAAAUGAUGCAGGCUGCUCUUCCAAGCGGCCUGAGUGAUGAGCUCCGCGUUUUACUCGACUGAUAUGGGAGAGGAUCAUCAGAACGAUGUACGACAUUCAUGGGAUCAGAUCGACGAUAAGUUUAAGGAUCGAGAAGACUAGAGAGAAAAAAUUCCUAUUCUUUAAUUAGUCGUAUUUUACUAAGUUAGAAUCUGACGAUCCUAACGAAAAUGGCCUUUCAAUCGCGACUGAUCACUAAAGUAUUUUAUUUCGCUGGACUUAUCACUCGGGAAAAGGGAAUUGUAUACUUGUAAUCUAAUGCGUGCAUUCGAAAUGGAUGCGACUAAUUAAUAUGUCAAUAAUGUUCGAAGAAAGGAUUCCUCUUUGAAUUACUGCGAUCUACAUUUACAGAAGGAUGCUCUAAUAUUAGCACGAGUAAUUAUUUUGAUACUUCAUGAAAUUUUAUUCUGAUAUACCGUAGAGAUCUCGUCCUUAAAGUAUCGGGUAGCAGCGCAUUUCGCUCGCGAUGCAUUUGGAAACGCAUUUCGUGUUAGCGUCAAAAUUGUAUACGCAGAGUCUUAUAUGAUUAAAAAAAAAGAGAGAGAAGAAGAAAAUAGCGUCUAUUCUUGUAGAACGCAAGAACGGAAUGCUAUUCUACUUCUUCUAACAAAAAUUGCGAAUUGCGCAAAUUGUAAUUGCGAUCUUAAAUGUUAAAAUAUAUACAGUAUAUAUAUAUAUAUAUGUGUGAAAGAGAAUUUGUACAUUUCGAAGAUUGGAGUUUCUAGAUGAUUGCAACACGAUCGAUGGAGGAUUACGUUCGAUUUUGUGCCAGAAAAAGACUGUUCCCUUUGUCCGUUAUUAUAUAUAUAUUACAUUACUCUUUACGUAUUCUUUUAAAUCGAUAACGUAGAUAUUUCAUUUUCAACUGUACAUACACUGCAUUGUUAUCUAGUCAGAAUCUGAUACCUAUCAGUUCAGAGAUUCACUUUUUCGACCAUUACACUCUUUUUUAAGUUUAUGACUGAGAAAUUUAAUAGAUAAAUAUAUUAUAUAUGUAAGUGUAUAUACAUAUAUAUUUAUA
Molecule: messenger RNA, 5463 nt
Organism: Trachymyrmex cornetzi
Lineage: Eukaryota; Metazoa; Arthropoda; Insecta; Hymenoptera; Formicidae
Gene: ATP8A
Product: ATPase phospholipid transporting 8A1
Exons: 21
Coding region: 717-4376 (1219 amino acids)
Biological process (GO): phospholipid translocation
Cellular component (GO): trans-Golgi network; plasma membrane
Molecular function (GO): ATP binding; magnesium ion binding; ATP hydrolysis activity
Source: RefSeq, a predicted model, not a curated record